Messenger RNA from Dermacentor silvarum, 4045 nucleotides. It is a transcript of the gene alpha-Cat, whose product is annotated as catenin alpha. Gene Ontology annotation, cellular component: adherens junction; catenin complex. The record is from RefSeq and is a predicted model, not a curated record. The transcript is spliced from 17 exons. Gene Ontology annotation, biological process: cell-cell adhesion; cell migration. Lineage: Eukaryota; Metazoa; Arthropoda; Arachnida; Ixodida; Ixodidae. Bases 257 to 2974 code for a protein of 905 amino acids. Gene Ontology annotation, molecular function: actin filament binding; cadherin binding; beta-catenin binding.
GAGAGCGGACGUGCGGACGUUCCCACUUCCGGGCGCUUGUUGUGUCUUUUGAGUUAUUACAGAGCUACAGUACUAAGCUUAUUUCAACGCCUAAUUUUAUGUAUUGUUACUCAUGGUUUAGUUUUUUAUGAACUUAUUGGAAGAAAAGCAAUAGUUUAGAGAAUACUGCUACUUCGUUUGCAAGCAACAUUUUACAAAAACCGUUACAAGCUCUCAGUUGCAGCCUAAUCUCUGGGGACACCAGGUGGUCUGAGACAUGUCCACUAUGGAGCCACCGCCAGUCGCCCUCAAGUGGGAUCCCAAGAACCUCGAGAUCAAAACACUAUCUGUGGAGAAAACUCUGGAGCCCCUCGUCAUACAGGUGACGACACUGGUAAACACAAAAGGACCAUCAAAAAAGAAGAAAGGUCGCUCAAAGCGGGCCCAUGUCCUGGUUGCUGCUGUAGAGCGGGCCACAGAGAACUUCAUCAAAAAGGGAGAAGAGAUCGCAACAGAGAACCCUGACAUUCAUCAAGAAAUGAUGGCAGCUGUAGAUGAAGUGCGGAAGACAGGAGAGGCCAUGAGCAAGGCCUCGCGUGAAUUUGCGGAGGACCCUUGCUCAUCGGUCAAGAGGGGUAACAUGGUGCGCUCAGCACGGAACCUCCUGUCUGCUGUCACUCGACUACUGAUCCUCGCUGACAUGGUGGAUGUGCACCGGCUGCUGAAAUCAUUGCGUGUGGUCGAGGAUGACUUGGACAAGGUCAAGAAUGCAUCCAGCCAGUCUGAGCUGAUGGAGUUCUUCCGAAACUUUGGUGUCAACACUGUUGAGCUGAUACAGCAGGCUGCACGCAGGCAGGCGGAGCUGAAGGACUCAAGGUUGCGAGAUGACCUUGCUGCUGCCAGGGCAGUGCUGAAGAAAAAUAGCAUGAUGCUUCUCACAGCCUCUAAGGUCUACAUUCGUCAUCCUGAGCUUUCAGCUGCCAAGGAGAACCGAGAUUUUGUGUUUCGGCAAGUGUGUGAAGCAGUCAACACAAUUGGCGACGUUGCACAAGGUCGUGCUGGUGCCCUAGUGCCAUCCUAUGAGGGCCCUGGCGAGUUAGCAGCGGCACUGGAUGAUUUUGAUGAGCGUGUUGUGCUGGAUCCACUCACCUACAACGAACUGCGCACCAGGCCAGCUUUGGAAGAGAGGCUGGAGAGUAUUAUCAGCGGAGCCGCCCUCAUGGCUGAUUCAUCAUGCACCCGUGAUGAGCGGCGGGAGCGCAUUGUGGCAGAAUGCAAUGCAGUUCGGCAGGCCCUGCAAGACCUAUUGGCUGAAUACAUGGCAAGUGCAGGCCGCAAGGAGGACUCCCUGGACAAGGCUGUGGAGCAGAUGGGGCGCAAGACGCGGGAUUUGCGGCGGCAGCUACGCAAGGCAGUCGUGGACCAUGUAUCGGAUUCGUUUCUCGAGACGCAGGUGCCUCUCCUAGUGCUGGUAGAGGCAGCACGUGCCGGGGACGAGCGGCAGGUCGAGGAAUAUGCGCGUGUGUUUGCCGAGCACGCCCACAAGCUGGUUGAAGUGGCCAGCCUGGCCUGCUCUAUGUCAAGCCACGAGGAUGGUGUGAAGAUGGUGCGGUGUGCGGCGGCCCACAUUGAGGGCCUCUGUCCACAAGUAGUGAAUGCAGCUCGUAUCCUUGCAGCACGGCCACGCUCUAAAGUGGCGCAGGAAAACAUGGACGCUUUUCGAGAUGCCUGGGAGACACAAGUGCGUCUGCUUACAGAAGCUGUUGAUGACAUUACCACCAUUGAUGAUUUCUUGGCUGUGUCAGAAAACCACAUUCUUGAAGAUGUCAACAAGUGCGUGCUGGCUCUGCAAGAGAAUGAUGCAGAUGCAUUGGACCGCACUGCUGGUGCCAUUCGAGGGCGUUCAGCCCGUGUGUGCAAUGUGGUAACUUCUGAGAUGGACAACUAUGAGCCAGGUAUCUACACGGAAAGAGUACUUGAGGCUGUGGCAGUGCUGAGAGACCAAGUUAUGCCAAACUUUGCCCAAAAGGUUGAGAUGGCAGUAGAAGCACUGAGCGCCAGUCCCCAGAAAGAAAUAGAUGAAAAUGAAUUUAUAGAUGCUUCCCGUCUAGUUUAUGAUGGUGUGCGGGAGAUUCGCCGUGCAGUGCUGAUGAAUAGGAGUGCAGAGGAGCUGGACUCGGAAACAGAGAUUGAGUACGAGGAUAACACCUAUGAAACACGCAGCAAAUCUAGUGCCCACACUGCCGACUAUGAUGAGUAUCCGGACAUCAGUGGCAUCAACAACACACGGGAUGCUUACCGCCUCGUGUCAGAAGAAGAGAAGCAGAAGAUUGCUGCUCAGGUGGAGACAUUCCGCACAGAGAAGAACAAGUUUGACCGCGAAGUGGCCAAAUGGGAUGACACCGGCAAUGAUAUCAUUGUGCUGGCUAAGCAGAUGUGCAUGAUUAUGAUGGAAAUGACAGAUUUCACUAGGGGCAAAGGGCCCUUGAAAACAACUAUGGACGUCAUCAACGCUGCAAAAAAGAUAUCAGAGUAUGGCACUAAACUGGACAAAUUGGCACGAACCAUUGCUGACCAGUGCCCAGAGUCGAGCACCAAGAAGGAUCUUAUUGCUUAUCUUCAGCGCAUAGCACUUUAUUGUCACCAGCUCAACAUCACCAGUAAAGUGAAAGCUGAUGUGCAGAACAUUUCUGGAAACCUCAUUGUCUCUGGGCUUGACAGUGCCACAUCUCUGAUUCAAGCUGCCAAAAACCUGAUGAAUGCAGUGGUGCUAACAGUGAAGGCAUCAUAUGUAGCAUCAAUGCAGUAUCCAAGAAGUGGCGUUGUGAGUUCACCAAUUGUUGUGUGGAAGAUGAAGGCACCUGAAAAGAAGCCUCUGGUUCGCCGGGAGAAGCCUGAAGAAGUCAGAGCUAAAGUACGCAAGGGCUCACAGAAAAAGAACAUCGCGCCCAUCAAAGCGCUCAGUGAGUUUCAGAGUCUGGCCGAAUCAGUCUGAGUGGCAUGCCCUCCCGCACGGCCUUUCCUUGUAGCCCCAUCCGGUGCUAGGUUGUGAACAGUCACACACGAGUGGUCACCUCCCCAAUAAACAGGAUCACCUUCCUUCACCAUGUGUAUGCACUGGCAUGCAUCCCAUUGUCCCUCUUUCUGCUCGAUUGUGUGCUGUUUGUGUGUGCUUUCUUGUCAAGUGCCCUUUCAUAACCAAGCUAGGGUUUCUAUUUGCAGCAUGAGUCACUACUGCUGUGGCUGUCACUGCUUUCUUGCCCGUUCGAGCGAAGGACGUGCUCUACUUUCUCCUAGCACUUCGUUAGUGGUUUAGAAACAGCUUCAUCUCUGUGUGGAAACAUGGUGGGCCCACUUCUGCAUCCAGUCUUGUAGCAAUUGCACCGAAUACCUUCCUGUACACACGAGAACUCCUGCUAGUGUCACCGAUUACACACUGUAACCCACUAAUGUUUUUAGCCACAGCUGCUACAAAUAAUAGCAUGAAUAUGCCGUGUGUUUCUUGCUUUCCUCUUUCUCUGUGGUGCUCUUGGGACAUGGCAGGGACUGCUUGUGUUCUUGAGGGGAGUUUUACUCGUGUACCUAACCACUACUUACUUACAAAUACUAAAGAUUACACUUCAGUGAAAUUAAUGUUUUGUUUGUACAUUAUAUAUUUAAGAGACACAUUUAUGUAUGGACAAUAACAAAUGUGUUCCAUUUGUGAUUAUGCUUUGUGAGAACUGCCAUGUGUUUUUUCACUUUUGUAUAAGCUCUUCCCAUGCACCCACUGUGCCUCUAAUGGGAAACUGGUGUUGUCCUUGGAUAGGCAGACUAAAUGCAGUUUUCUGGCUCAGUUGAAACAUGUCUCUGCCUUUAAGCUUGUACGAAAAGGGGGGGGGGGGGGGGGAGAUGCGACAUGAAAACUGCUUUGGUGUGCUUUAUCAAGGUUGUCACAAGUUUUAUUUACAAAGACGUGUACACUGAAAAUGAUAGCCUUUGUAGACUAUUUAAUAAAAGCCGCAAACAUUGUGAAAUCAAUUCCCUUUGUGUUUAUUCUGAAUAAAGAAAUGUGCACCUUUAUUUA